Oenanthe melanoleuca is the source of this 3918-nucleotide messenger RNA. It is a transcript of the gene TULP3, whose product is annotated as TUB like protein 3. Gene Ontology annotation, cellular component: cilium. Lineage: Eukaryota; Metazoa; Chordata; Aves; Passeriformes; Muscicapidae. Gene Ontology annotation, biological process: protein localization to cilium. The coding region runs from base 830 to 2164 and encodes 444 amino acids. The transcript is spliced from 11 exons. The record is from RefSeq and is a predicted model, not a curated record.
GGCUUUGUGCCACACGCGGUUCCCGCCGGGGCCGUUCCCCGCUCCCGGCGGAGGCGGCGGGCGGCUCCCGCGGCGAGGGACCGGGGGCCUUGUGCUGCACUGCGCGUGCGCGGCAAGGCGGCCAAUCGGCGGGCGGCGUGCUCGCGGCCCCGGCCAAUGGCGGUGCGCCUCAGUGCCGCGCGCCGUUGCUAAGGGCAGCGGCGGGCGGGGGCCCAUAGCAACGGCGGGGCCGCGAUGGACGGAGCGGGGGAACCGGGCGGUCCCGCCGGCCGCAGGUGAGCGGGGCUUGGGGCGGCGGCGGCCGCGUCCCCGGGACCGAACAGGCCUGGGCAGGGGCUGCCUCGUGCGGCCGCAGCGGGGCCCGGGCGGGCGGAGCCCCACGGCAGCGGCCACGCGGAUCGGCGCUGCCGCGGUAACACCCGCGUCCCGCAGGCGGGCGACAGCCGUACUGCUGUUUUAUGUGCGGGUGUUUUUAAGUGCUUCAUUCUUUAACGUUGGUGUGCAUCGUCUGAAUACUUGUGGAUUAAACCGGUUUUGAGGUGCCUCAGUCCACUCUUGCUUUCUAGGCGCUACUGUGAAGCGUUUUCGCGGUGUUAUUUAGCCCCUGUGUUCCUCCUAAUGAAGCUCGCUGGGUAUUUGCAAAUAUCACUCACGGUGUGCCUUUGCAAGACAAAAAAAGGAGGAAUGACUGUAAUGAACUCAACUGAUGCAAUAGGAAAAACAGCUGUGAACUAUGGAGAAGCGGUUUUGGAAAGACUUUAUGCUUGUGGCACUUAAGUAGCUCAGAAUCGAAAUUAUUUGAAAUUAAAUCAUCUUUGAGGAUGAAAGCAUGAAACUGCGACAGCUGAAACUACAGAAUCAGAGAGCACUUCUAGAGAAGAAGCAGAGGAAGAAACGUCUCGAUCCAUUGAUGGUACAGCCAAAUCCUGAGGCCAAGCAGCGCAGGUCUAAGCCCAAAGGGUGUGAGGAGCAGACUCCUUUGGUAGAAACUCCUACUCCUGUCCACAGUGAUGUUGUUUUACAUGGCAUUGAUGGACCAGCUGCUUUCCUGAAAUCAGAAGUGCAGGAUUUGGGGACCAAGCUCCAAACUCUGUCUGUUGGAUCUGCCAAACCAGAAGACAGUGCAGAUAAGGAAAAUGAUGGAGAGGCUGUGACAGACACAGCAAGCAAGCCAGAUUUGCAAGAAAUAUUACAGAAACGAGGAAUUUCAGGCAGUUUGAAUUUUGAUGAGGAGGACACUGAAGAGGAAGAAGCUAGUAAGAGACCAGUAUCUCAUUCUCCAUGCCCUGAAUCUGAGAGACCUAGUUCUGCAUCCAGUGAGAAGUCUUUUGCAGAAACAGGUGCUUCCUGCAGUCCAUCCCCUCAGGCAGAUGCACAGCUGGGAGAAGUAGACAACUUGGAGGAUUUUGCAUUGCGCCCUGCACCCCGUGGAAUUAGUGUCAAGUGUCGAAUCACUAGAGAUAAAAAGGGAAUGGACCGGGGGCUCUUCCCUACCUACUACAUGCAUCUGGAAAGGGAUGAUAACAAAAAGACAUUCCUUCUUGCGGGGAGAAAAAGAAAGAAGAGCAAAACAUCCAAUUACCUCAUAUCAGUUGACCCAACUGAUUUAUCUCGGAAAGGGGAAAGUUUCAUUGGAAAACUCAGGUCAAACCUCAUGGGAACCAAAUUUACAGUCUACGAUCAUGGUGUUAACCCAGUCAAGGCACAAAGUCUAGUGGAAAAGGCUCAUACAAGACAGGAGCUCGCAGCUAUUUGUUAUGAAACAAAUAUCUUAGGAUUUAAGGGCCCCAGAAAAAUGUCUGUGAUCAUUCCGGGAAUGAACAUGAAUCAUAAGCGAAUUCCAAUCCGUCCACGAAAUGAGCAUGAGGGUCUGCUGUCAAAAUGGCAAAACAAAAAUUUAGAGAACCUCAUUGAGUUGCACAACAAAGCUCCAGUCUGGAAUGAUGAUACUCAAUCCUAUGUUUUGAACUUCCAUGGGAGGGUCACUCAGGCCUCAGUGAAGAACUUUCAGAUUGUCCAUGACAAUGACCCUGACUACAUCGUGAUGCAGUUUGGUCGUGUAGCAGAAGAUGUGUUCACUCUGGACUAUAAUUACCCUCUCUGUGCUCUUCAGGCCUUUGCUAUUGGACUCUCCAGCUUUGAUAGUAAAUUGGUCUGUGAGUGAGGGACAACAGACAUGAAACAUAGAACUCACUCCCACCCCUACAUCUUGUAAGAGUUCCAGGUAUAGCUGUGAAGAGCAUAUUGGAAGGGAAAUGGAGGACAGACUUCUACAGGCUUAUUAGGAAACUGAUUCCAGCCUUCAGAGCAUUGUGGAGUUGACAGCAGACCACCUUGGGAACAGCCUCUGUAUGGAUUCUGGAAGAACAAGAAAUCUAGGUGAUGUUGCUGUUACUUGUGUUGAUUCUGCUUUUAGAAUCCUUGUUUACAGAUGCUGCAUGAGAAUGGGCUAAGCCAAAUUACUGGAACUCCUUGCAGCUAGAAUUAGAAAAAUAGUGGCUAAAUGUUCAUUUCCUUGAAGCUUCCACAAAGCCUGAGAGGUGAUGCUACUCAAGAGCUCCUAAUCAGAUUAAUUCAGAAAAAAGAACAGCUGGAAUAAGACAUUGGCUCUAAUACAACACUUUUGCUCUGUGGAAUGUUUGUCUGCUAAGAUUGAUACUCCAUUUCCCUUGCAGUAUUCUAAUUUCUUCUAUCCCUUGACAGUCUUUUCACCAAAUGAAGAACAGUCAAAUCUCAAACACUCCCUUUUCAGUGGGUGAUAUAUUCAUUGCUACUCCUGUUACUUCUAAUCAUGUGAAAAAUGAGACUGAAUAGAUGAUAGAAUCUGGCUGAAUUUGGCAGAAGAUAGUAUUGUAACAAUAUACAGUACUGCUUCUGAAAAGCAGUGUUCUGAUUGGUUGAAUCUAGGCUGUAAACUGAUAAUAAAUAUUUUUUAAUUUCACCAUUGUUCAUGAAAUUUGCUACAUUUUUAGGUAUAAGUUUGUGACCAAUUUUAUUUUUUUUUUAACGUGAGAUUAUCUCAAGGCAUGAUAUAUUAAAGUAGAUUUUGUAUAAAUAAUUUUAACCUGAAAAUAAGGAGGAGUUACCUCAAAAAGAGAUUACAGAUAUUUUCAAAGGCAUCAGUGAGUUUAAUGUAAUUCUACUACACAGCUUUACAAUGUGUCCUUCCAAUGUUCCAUUUUUAUUACUGGAUGUACAGUAUGGAGACUGUCACAGCAUGGAGCAUUUGAUUCAUGUGGCCUUAACUCACCAGAGUGGAUUGCAGCACGGUGUGGCCUGGAGGCCUCAGUGCACACAUCUGUGUACGGAAACAGAGAACAGUUACUGUCUUGCCUGCUUCUUGCCUAUUACACAUAUUCAUGAUGGUUUGGAGAACUGUCCCCCGACUGAGACAAGAAUUAGGUGUUCUUCAGCUUUGGAUAUUGUCCUUGUCAGCAGACUAACUCUGUUUCAACCUGCAAAGAGCAGAUAUAUUGCCUUUGGUCUCGGGAGUCUUUGCAGCGGUAGAUAUCACUUGCCUUUCAAAUUAAUAAAACUUUGUGAAGACGUUUUCUGAUAUUGCCAGAAAGAAUAAAGGUCAUAAUCACAAAGCAAAUGCUGUAUUUAACUGUAAAAUAUGAAUUGAGGAUGAGAAGUCCAGCUAUAGUAUCUUUCAGAUGAUCAUUUUUCAGUAGCAGCUGAGAUGUUUUCUUGAGAUGAUCUUACCAGAAAAGCAGUCUGUGAAGAGAACUUGAAUGCUGAUGGAUCUGCUUGGUGCCUUCCUACUCAGGCUGAGGAUGAUAUCUGGCAGUGGUUUCCAACUGUGCUCUUCUGAAGAUGAACUGAUUCAGUGGUCUUUAUCAGAUACUGUUUUACAUUAAUUGUAUUUAUAACUUUUAUAUCUAAAUGAAAAUAAACUAAUUUAUAUAUUGAAAAGUC